UUUACAUUUGCGACAGUAAAUCGACAUACGGUUGUGUUCCUGUCCUCAGGAGAACCGAAGCAAGGACAACAGAUAUGUUUAAUGUAUCACUUUUUUAAAUGCGCAGGAUAACUUAAAAACGCAAGACUUUAAUGCCUGACUUAAAUGGUGUGAACUAAUCGAAGUCCAAUACCCCCUCUUAUAAUAUGGCAAAUCCUUUAAGAAGAGAGGUUAUUAGACUAUAUAAAAAUCUUCUUUAUCUUGGUCGAGAGUAUCCACAGGGAUCAACUUAUUUUCGAGAGCGCCUGAAGACAGCUUUUAUGAAAAAUAAAGACGUGACGGACCCAGAGAAGAUCAAGAAACUUGUGGCAAAGGGGGACUUUGUUAUCAAAGAACUGGAGGCGAUGUAUUUUCUCAGGAAAUACAGGACACUGAAGAAAAGAUACUACGAACCAGAAAAAUAAGAAGAUAAAAAGUCAACUAGUUGCCAGUACGACUAGUAUUUUUGCAUGCUGAUUGUAUUGUGUAGCAAACUGCAUCUAGUAAAAACUUUUUUGGUCUUA
Messenger RNA from Boleophthalmus pectinirostris (great blue-spotted mudskipper), 542 nucleotides. It is a transcript of the gene lyrm5a, whose product is annotated as LYR motif containing 5a. Gene Ontology annotation, biological process: respiratory electron transport chain. NCBI's taxonomy places the organism in Eukaryota, Metazoa, Chordata, Actinopteri, Gobiiformes, Gobiidae. The record is from RefSeq and is a predicted model, not a curated record. Bases 186 to 443 code for a protein of 85 amino acids. Gene Ontology annotation, cellular component: mitochondrion. The transcript is spliced from 3 exons.